This is a messenger RNA of Tachysurus vachellii, 1019 nucleotides long. Its product is annotated as keratin-associated protein 5-1-like. The transcript has 4 exons. Lineage: Eukaryota; Metazoa; Chordata; Actinopteri; Siluriformes; Bagridae. Bases 1 to 540 code for a protein of 179 amino acids. The record is from RefSeq and is a predicted model, not a curated record.
AUGCUGCUGUGUUCACUUCCUCUCCUCUCCAGCUCAGCGCUCAGCCUGGUCCAUAAGCUCACACUGCAGCCACAUGGGAGCUCCGUCACCAGGAUGGUGGACUGGAGCGUUAGCACUUUACGCAUUCUGCCACACAUUCAGCAUGGCCGUGUUCCCGUCAUCUCUAGUUCCUGCUGCUGUAGUUCCUGCUGCUGUAGUUCUUGUAGUUCCUGUUGUAGAUCCUGCUGUAGUUCUUGUUGUAGUUCUUGUUGUACUAGUUCCUGCUGCUGUAGUUCCUGCUGCUGUAGUUCCUGCUGCUGUAGUUCCUGCUGCUGUAGUUCCUGCUGCUGUAGUUCCUGCUGCUGUAGUUCCUGCUGCUGUAGUUCCUGCUGCUGUAGUUCCUGUAGUUCCUGUUGUAGAUCCUGCUAUAGUUCUUGUUGUAGUUCUUGCUGUAGGUCUUGUUGUAGUUCCUGCUGUAGUUCCUGCUGUAGUUCCUGCUGUAGUUCUUGUUGUAGUUCUUGUUGUAGUUCUUGCUGUAGGUCUUGCUGUAGUUCUGUAUAACAGAGAUGUGGUAGACUAGUGGUUAAGGUGUUAAAUACUGACCAGAAGGUCUUGAGUUCGAAUCCCACGUCCACCAAGCUGCCACUGCUGGGCCCCUGAGCAAGGCCCUUAACCCUUAAUUGCUCAGUUUUAUAAAUUUAAAUAAAAUUGAGUCACUCUGGAUAAGCAUGUUUGCUAAAUGCUGUAAAUGUAAUAGAUAAAUAGCUGAAUAAAUCAGAUCAAUGCAGGAUUUUACAUUCUGGUCUUUUCCUAAAGCUCAUUCAGUGUCAUAUGUUUGUAGUUAAUUUUUUGCCCCUCUUGCCCUUGACUUGUCAUCAGGGCUCUAAAUCGAUCCAGUUUCUGUAAAGCUGCCUUAUGGCAAUAUAUCAAUGUAAAUCAAAUGUAAAUAGUAUUAAAUAGCACAUCUAAUACUUGUUAGACAAAACAAUAUUUACAUUUACAUUUGUUGCUCGUCAGUAAAAGAGUCCCAUUUUCUUGUG